UGUUUUUGGCUCUUUAUGUAAUCCUCUUACACUUUGUCGCCCUGUAGUGGUUCAACUAAAUCUUGGAAUUCCAUUUUUGCCGGCAACCAUGUUAUCUGCAACUAGCAAGUAAUUUGAUGAAAUAGUCAAAUUAAACAAACUUAAGAGCAUUUUGUGUUACACAAUGCGCAAAUUAUAAACAAGAAAAUGUUACCUUCACUUGGCUUAUUUAAAGGAUUCCCAUGUCCAUAUUAUGCGGCCACAAAGAGCUCUGGUGUAGGUAUUGGGACACAAUCCUGUCAGAGACCCUAUUGUCAUUUUAAGCAUGUGCGGAAAGACGAAAUUCCCACUUCAACUAAUGUAACGGUGCCGGAGUAUAAGCCUACGCCUAAAUUGCUACCACUACCCCCUACAAUUACAAAAUCCAAGCCAAAGUUGGAAUAUCAACCUGAGAAACCAGCUCUAAAUGCUAGCCCAUCUAAACCAUCCUUAGCUAUAGAAUUUCGUGCUCCGAUUUACAUACCGGGGACGUGUAAAAAUGACCAAGAUGUAUAUAGUUUAAAUCUUGAUGACUGUGAGGAAGAAUUAAACGAACUAGGUGAGAUUUUAGAUGAUGAAGUUAACGACAAAAACAUUAAAUCAAAUGGCGAAAUCCAGAGUGAAUCUGGAAAGCCUUUAUGUCAUGAAAAUAUAAAGGAUGUUAAAAAUGAUGAAACACUAAACUCUGUGAUUCAUAACAAAAGGGACGAAUGCAUUAAGGAGGGGAAGAGAUCACAUCGUAGUAGUAAAGAUGUUAAAUUUAAAACAGAAAGUCCUGUUUCAAAUGAUAAAUCGGUUUCAAAGGAAAGGCACAACAAUAAGGAUGUUAUCUUCAAAGAAGUAUCGAAAAGCCACAGUAGAGAAAGACACAAAACAGAAAAUAAAAAACACAAAGAGCAUAGACAAGAAGAAAGCUUGAGAAAAGAUAAAGACCGAAAGAGAGUUCAUGUCGAUAGUAAAAAUGAAAAAUCAAGUUCUGCUCCCCGAUCAUCGAAAAUCAGACUGUCGUCUACUUCAUCAACGAUUAAAGAAACAACUAAACACCACCGUGGUUCAAAAACAAGUUCCACGAAAUCUUCAUCCUCUUCAAAAACAGAUAUCAGUGUUUCAGAAAUAGUUCAGGUCCCUACAAGCAAAUUGACUGAUAGUACAGGCCAGUUUCCAAUAACGGAAGAAAUUAAUAAAGAAUGUCAAAUGAUCUACGAGCAACUGGAAAAAGAUUUUGCUUCUCUGCAUAAAGACGAUGCUAAUAAACAAAAAAAUGUAACUCAUGAAUCUAAUCCAUUGAAACGUAAACAAUCACAAGAUGAUGAAUCCACCGCCAGUGCUUUGCAAAAAAAACGUGUUGCUUACCACAAUGCGGAAAAAUCAAAAUUGCAAUCUCCGUUAUUAUUACGUAAACCAGAUCACAUACGCAAUGCGAUGCAAGCUAUUUUCAAUAGACAAGCAGCUAUGCAUCGCAAACGGGAAGAGGAAGCUUCGGUGGUGGAGGCUGCGGUACGAGACGCAGAGGAAAAGGUACGGGAAGCGACGGAAGCACUUCGCAAGGCCAAAGAAAAAAGUCAACUAACGCCACUCAUACCGAAAAGUUACUUAACUCCACCCAUCCGAACCGGCUCUCGCACUAUUGCCCCUGUGGCCAAUAUAAUUGCGUUAGAGCGCGCCAAGAAGAAAGUAGACGAACUUAGAGCCGAAAAGCAGCCAGCAUUUACCCCAUCGCAAACGACAAAAAAGGGAGAACGUGUUGCCCAUAAAGUUACCACAGCUUUAGCGACCAAAGAAACCGUAAAGCCAGCAAAACCACCAGUACUGGAAUCGAACUCUUCUAAAAUCUCAUUUAACAUACGUAUGCAAUAUUACGAGAUGAUGGUGAAACAUUGCUUAGCUAUAUAUCCGACUAUGGCUGAUGCGUGGGAACGGGCACAGACAGAAGAACUUGCUGUUUUUAAGAAAUGUAAUACUCCUGUUAUAUACAAAAGUAGCGCCUUGUUAGCUAUUAAUAAACUACGAAAAGAAGCGACAGAUUCUGGAAAUAAACCUGCCAACUCAAACAGAAUGGUGUCUCAUGAAGUCAUAUUAGCUGGAAAACUAGCUAAAAGCAAUACAUGGAGUGUCCAGAAAAAAAUAAGAAGUGAUGCCAGCGAUGGAAAUGAACCUUUCGAUAAGCUGCCAGGAGAUAAAGCAUACGACAUAGUAUACGAGUUAUGUCUUACAGAAGAACAACUAAUUUCAAAUGGUUUCCCGCGGCCAGGAAAAGGUCCUGGCGUUGCAAUAAUAAUGAAUUCUAAGCCCUCAAGGCGCCCAAAUGCAGACGAACGCUACUGUAGUCGAUGCGGAAAGGUUUUUAAUUCGAAAAUUUAUGAUGAGGUGUGUGUGGACGAAUGUAAUUACCACCCUAAAAGUGCCGGCUACCGCAGAGGUUUCGCGGACAAUCAUCAUCGUUGCUGUCAGCAACCAGCCGGAACUCCUGGCUGCUCAUAUGCUAAUUAUCAUGUUGCCGACUUUGUAGAUUUGGAUAAUCUCACCGGCUUUGUUACAACAAUCGAAAAGGAUGUUGAUUACAUACCAACAAAGAAAGAUAUUUAUGCUCUCGAUUGUGAAAUGUGCUACACCACAAAUGGCAUCGAGUUGACACGCGUGACGGUCGUAGAUAUCAAUGGGCGAACAGUAUACGAUGCGCUUGUAAAACCAGAAAAUAAAAUUAUAGAUUAUAAUACUAUUUAUUCUGGUAUAACAGAAGCGAUGCUGAAGCACGAGACCCGCACAUUGCGUGAUGUUCAAGCCAUUCUAAUGUCUAUGUUCCAUUCGAAGAGUAUUUUAGUCGGCCACAGUUUGGAUAGUGAUUUAAAGGCUUUGAAGAUAAUACACAGUGUGAUAGUAGAUACAUCGGUAUUAUUUCCUCACAAAAUGGGACCACCAAAAAAGCGUGCGCUAAAAACUUUAUGCAUUGAAAAUUUAAAACGCAUCAUACAAGAAAAUGAGGCUGGUCACGAUAGUGCAGAGGAUGCUGAAGUCUGCAUACAGCUAGUUAAGUUCUAUCUUCGUAAUAAGAUUAGUUGAGCAUAUGGAUUUCUUUUAAGCAUUACCAUAGUAAGAAUUAAUUACAUCACUAAAAAACGCUAACAAAUUAAUGUAAACUCAUGAUUUUCAUGCACAUACUUGCUUACUUGUAUGUAAUUUUUAUCAAUUUAUCUUUUCAUAUUUUCUUUUGCAUUUAUGAAAUCAAGUUUAAGUUGUAUUUAUUUUCUACCCCUUUCAUCAAUGUUGAAUAAAUCAAACAAAUAGCAAUAAUAAAACUUAAAUUCUGCUUACAUAUUUAUACAUAAAUACGUAUGCAAAUACCGAUCAAGAA
Messenger RNA from Rhagoletis zephyria (snowberry fruit fly), 3370 nucleotides. RefSeq names its product RNA exonuclease 1 homolog. Gene Ontology annotation, cellular component: nucleus. NCBI's taxonomy places the organism in Eukaryota, Metazoa, Arthropoda, Insecta, Diptera, Tephritidae. The record is from RefSeq and is a predicted model, not a curated record. Gene Ontology annotation, molecular function: nucleic acid binding; exonuclease activity.